GACUGACUAGCCGUGUAACACGAGAAGGCGGCUGUGGUCGAGUGGCAUGGAUGAGAGGGGUUUCAUGUGUCUUGUUAGAGGAAUCAGAAAGUACAUCAUAUACAUUUGAUAGAAGACAAGGCUGAAAAUGGCCCAUGUGGGAGCAGUAGUGGCUGCAGUAACUGGAGUAAUGGCCAUUCUCCUUCACUCUUCUAUUCACAAGAUUGAAGAAGGACAUUUAGCAGUUUACUAUAGAGGCGGUGCUUUGCUGACUACUCCAAAUGGUCCUGGAUUUCACAUAAUGUUACCAUUCAUUACUACAUACAGAUCAGUGCAGACAACACUGCAAACAGAUGAAAUAAAAAAUGUGCCUUGUGGAACAAGUGGUGGAGUAAUGAUCUACUUUGAUAGAAUAGAGGUGGUCAAUAUUUUAGCACCAAGUGCAGUGGUGGAAAUUGUAAGGAAUUAUACUGCUGAUUAUGAUAAAACUUUAAUCUUUAACAAAAUACAUCAUGAGCUGAACCAGUUCUGCAGUAUCCAUACACUUCAAGAAGUCUACAUUGAAUUAUUUGAUAUAAUUGAUGAAAAUUUAAAACUCGCUUUACAGAAAGAUUUGAAUGUCAUGGCUCCUGGUCUCACAGUUCAGGCUGUACGUGUGACAAAGCCAAAAAUACCUGAGGCUAUUAGAAGAAACUUUGAACUAAUGGAAGCUGAAAAGACAAGGUUACUGAUCACUGCUCAGACACAAAAAGUUGUAGAAAAGGAAGCUGAAACUGAAAGGAAGAAAGCAAUUAUAGAAGCGCAAAAGGUUGCUCAGGUUGCUGAGAUUCAAUUCAAGCAGAAGGUUAUGGAAAAAGAGACUGAAAAGAAGAUUUCUGAAAUAGAAGAUGCAGCAUUUUUAGCAAGACAAAAAGCAAGAGCAGAUGCAGAAUACUACACUGCAGAGAAGAUGGCAGAAGCAAAUAGGAUGAAAUUAACUCCUGAAUACCUAGAACUGAUUAAAUUUCAAUCAAUUGCUGCUAAUAGUAAAAUCUAUUUUGGAAACAACAUCCCGGACAUGUUUGUGGACGGUGGUGCAUUUCAAGUGAAGAAGACACCAAAACAGGAGGACUCUACAUUUACAGAUAUCCAGGAAUCUCUCAGAAAAACAAAGAAAAAGGAAGUGAUGGAUGGAGCAGCAGAUGCUUUUUGAUUAUACUAACUCUCUGACUAAGAAAUGGUGCAUAAUAUAUUUUCUGGCAUGCUAUUUUUUUUAUUAAAGGUGGGUGACUGUCCUUUUUGAUUUUAAAAAAGCUGAAUGUUUACAGUGAAUUUUGAGUUAUAUUGUACGAAAGGUGCCCUGUGAGUAGUUGUUUGUGAAUCUUUAAUUAUGUUGGCAUUUAACCCAUUUUUAGAUCUUGCCUCUAUGACUGCCAACAUGAGGUCUAAAGAAUAAAAAAAUUGUUGCCUUGUAAAUAAAUUGUUAAAAGGAUAACUUUUUUACAUUAUUAAGGUAAAAAUGUUUAAAUAAUGUAAAAUUAGAAAUAAAUAUUCACUUAAUACUAACAGGAUUAACCUUUGCUGCAAUUUUUUAAUUUAUUGAAUUUUGUUCAAAUGAUUAAAUUUUGCAGUGGCAUCUCAUUUUAAAGAAUUAUAUAGUGGUGCCUUGGUUUGCAAGCAUAAUUACUUCCGGAAACGUGCUUGUAUUCCAAAGCAGUCGUAUAUCAUAGCGAAUUUCCCUCUAAGAAAUAAUGGAAACUCAGAUGAUCCGUUCCACAACCCAAAAAUAUUCAUAUACAAAUGAUUAAUACAAAAUAUAAAGUAAAAGUACAUAAAACAAAUUAACGGGCACUUUACCUUUGAAAAGAAUUGUGGUUAAUGUGAAGGAGAUGAGAGAGAAGAGGAGGAGGGUUAUUGUGUAGGACAACUUUCACUAUAACUAACAAAAUCACUGCUGUCUAUUGACUCACUGGAAUCUUUUUCUUCUUUGGCUAUCCAGUGACAGUUGCUUUUGCCUCCUUUUGAGGAUUUCAUGGAAAUGUGACAUUGCAUUGUCGUUAAACAGAUUCAUCGCUCGCACACAAAAUAAAAAAAUUCUUUACGCACACACACGGCCACAAUACUAUAGUAAACAGUAUCUGCUUGUACGAAUGUUGACUAUGAGUAAGGCACGCCGACUGAGACCCAACAUAGGAAACAAUUACCCACAAUCCCGUAGAAAGAGAACUGCCAUCAGCUCAGCUGUGAUCACAUGACUCUCGGCAGUCAAAGCGUAUAGGUACUACUCGUAUUGCAAGACCUCGCUCAUUAUCAAGUUAAAAUUUAUUACGAAUUUUUGCUCGUCUUGCAAAACAGUCGCGAUCCAAGGUUUUACUGUAUCGAUUUUGGUUGAUCUGGUAUAUUAGAUUAAAUUUUUCUUCUGGUAUAAAUUUCAUAACAGCUGUUUUACCAGUAUGCUAAAAAUUACUGAAAAACCUUUAAACACAUUUAAGCAGGAACAGGGAAAUAUGAUUUUAUGUUGGUGUAUAAAUGUUGUGAAGAUAAAUUACUUUUAUGUGAACUAUGUGCCAACCCCUUAAAGAAUAUAACCCAGAGUUCUGUGCAGCUCCACUUGAUUGGUAAGUCAAUGCAAACAGGAAGGAAGAAGCCUUUUCUUUCUUGUACCAUAUUUGGCAGAGAGAGGGGAGUCAGUACUGUUCUCAGUUUGAGUAGCAGAGUGGUACUAAGAGUUUCGAUUGGUAAGAGUUGUCAUACAAACAUGCAUAGUUACAAUAAUAGAUUUAUUAAAAAUACAUUUUGGUGUGUACAUAUACAUUAUACCUGAUUAGUUUGUACAAUUACUGUAGUACACUAAUUGUUCAAAAUAUAUGUUUCAAUCUAAAAGUAUAAACAAAUACAUUACACUGGUACCUACUGAAACAGUCAGUUUUUUAUUGAACUGUGAUUCAGGUUUUUGGCCACACCGCUCAGUCCUAAUGUGCAUUUAUUAAAUAUCUGUUGAAGAAAAUAAAUUUUAAUUAUACUUGGAUGUUGUUUUAAGUCUUCCUAAGGUAGCAUAUAUUAGUUUAAGUUUGAAAAUGUCAAAACCAGCUAAAUGUUAAUUUUAAUGUGUUAACAAUUAACCACUAUGGUUUCUCUGAUUUUUCUGUUUGAGGACAGUAGAAAAUGUCUUCUCUGCUUAAGAAAAUUAGCACACAUAAAUUAGUAUUUUCCAUAGUAAGGAAUUGGAUCAUCUUUUUGACAUUUAUUUAAUGAAAGCAAUAAAUUGUAUUGUAGUGAUAAAUGACGAUUUGCAUUCAAACUGUGAAAAAAUUACAUUGCUAAAUAUGAACUGUAUUAUGCUUAUAAAGCUCAAACAAUGGUGCAUCACAAGAAUUAAAGGCAUUUUUAAUUGAAUAUUUUUCUUGUAACUGGAAAUCAAAUGUACUUUGUUAGAUAUUCAUAAGAAGGGUAUUUUUCUUUGAAGGACUAUUGACCAUUUAUUUUAGAUAUAAAAUAUUUAUCAAAAAUAAGGAAGCAAGUUUUAACAUGACUAAUACAUAAUAAGAUGAUUUCAUUGGGUUCAGACUCUGCAUCUGACAUAACUGAAUUUCUUUUCAUAAAUGCUCACUAGGGAGAAAACAAUAUGAAAAAAUCAGUAAGUGAUUACUAAAUACUAAAGCAAAAAUGAGUCAUGAGAAUGCCAACAAAAGCUUCGGACAAUACAGAAUGCGCUGCAUAUAGGCAGCUAUAACUGUGUUCACAAAGUUAUUUUGAAAUCAUUUCUUCUACAGUAAUUUCUUCAACUUACUUUUCUUCUCCUGAAAAAGUGAGUUAAAAUGAUUUGUUUACUUUUUAGAACCAUAAACCCUUUUAAUUAACAGGCUUUGUCUUAAGGCCCAUGUCACAUUAGGUGAAUUUUCUUGUGAUUUUAUUUCAGCUUUAGCCUUGAUAUAUAUAAUGUUAGUGAGUCUGAGGCAAUAAGUGGCCCACUCCCGUGUCAUAUAGUUUGACAUAAAGUCCGUGACUUGCCCCAACAUAAUCAAACAGGUUUGAUUUUGUGUUUAGUCAUAGUAAUCAUAAGGUCAGGAUCUGAGUGCAUGUGUGCUGACAACCAGUGAAAUAUCAUGUAUAUAAUACAGCAAUGGGGAAUAAGGAAUACUGGUGUUUUCAACCUCAGAAACAAAAGAGUAGCAAGCUAGUAUGUUUUAUGUCUCAUGUUUUACAUACCAUAACAAAAUAGGAAAAAAUAAAAAAUAUUCAUACAGCACCGGCUCCAUCAGCUAGCAUGCUAUUGGUUAUCAGUAAAAGGCAUGAGCACGACUGUGCAGGCAAGUCUACUCUGACUAACCCACCAACUAGAAGUCAUGUAUGUGACAUUGGUUUUAGAUGUGGCUAUCUUUAUUUGCACUUUGGAUGUAAUUACUGUAGUUCUUUAGAUUAUAAAUCCUAACAUAUUUUCCUUGUCUUGACCAAACUAUAAACUGUAAUGCAAUUGUGCUAAAACUGAGUUUCCUCCAUGUGUGUAUUUAAGGAAAUUUCCAGUUUAACCAUCUAAAGGAACUGACAGUCCAUCUCACUUACCAGGAUGACACUCCUGUGCAAGUAGAAAAGAAUCCUGAAAGCCGGAAAGAAGCUUCCAUUAAACCAGCGUCACUGUUGGUUUAUUUAGGCAAAAUUUAGCUAUGAUCACCAUUGGUCAAAAACUGAAUUUGCUUUCUAUACAGAUUACAUUUUUAGUACAAGGUACUUGAAUGACAAAACACCAUUUAAACAUAAGCAAAAUAUAGUACUAAGCUAAUGAUUUAUACGUGGCUAUGUUUACUCACAAAUAAUACAUACUGUAUAUCCUGUUAAAGCGAAUUCCGAUUUAACAAUAUUUUCAGAAUAACAAAUACUUUUUGUUUGCCUGGUUAAACAUUCAUACAACCUCAUGUUUAACAGAUUUCAUUUUAGGUAAAUGUAAAUUCAGUAUAAUGGGUGUUUUUUUGACUAAAAAUUGCCACAGAAGGUAAUAAUGCAGUGCAAAAAAUGCUUAAUGUUGUGUCUAUACUUUCGCCAAGUCUUGGGGAAACCCUGCAACAGGCUUGUCUUUCUUGUUAGACCAAACGAAAGUGACAAUUUGUUGCAAAAUUUCCGGUCUCAAGCAAUAUCAGCAAGGCUCGGGGUGAGUGUAGACAGACGUAACAUCAUACAGGUAUAGUUGAAUUCUAAGUCAGUGCUCCACUGAGCGUCUGCAUGAUAGUUGUGUCGUGUGGAUACUGUACUGUUCAAGCUUCAUAGCGCUUCUCAACUUUUCUUUGCGAUGAACAAAAAAGCGUGAAAUAGUGUCAGUUUACACUGGGAAAAAAAAGUCUCAUUUUCAUUCUGUAUUCAUACCUGUAUUUCUGUAUUAAAAAAAGUUACAUCUAACAUCUCAUUUUCAAAUAAAAUAUUUUCCGCUGUUUAAGAAUCACUUUUUUUAUAUAGGUAUUGUCAAUUUUGGGUCACUGACUUGCACGAGAGAGAGGAAGGGGAGUCUAGGUUUCCAAGGAAUAUAGAGAAGGCAGGUAUAGUCUCAAGACUUCAUUCAAAAUAGGAGAUGUUACUUCAGUAGUCAAGUUCAUAAUAGCCGUGACACAUGGGCAACCUUCCUGCUUUUGCUCCCAUCUUCAGAAGAACCACCAGCAGCUUGGAAUCUCUGCUGUGGCAGACAAGGAGAGUUUGAGGAAGAGCAGGUCAAAGUCUGGUGUUAAAUGUUCUAAACAUGUUGCUAUAAGCACCUUACGCAGUAAGCCCGAUUCUGCAGUGGACAACCAAUUGCUUUGCCCUUAGUUUACUGUUUACCAGAUGUAGCUGAGCAUCUAUGGAGCUGUUCUUGUGCUGCCUUGGCAUAUGACAUAGGACAAAGCCAGAUAUUUAGCAAUGCUUUUUAAAGGGUGAAGUCCUCUUUAAAGCAUUUCACAUGUUUUCAGUACAAAUUUAGUCAUAAUUUUGCUUUAGUAAAUCCUGGCAUUUAUUGAAAUUAAUGGCAAUUUUACAUUUUUCUCAAGGUGGCAUGAAGAAAUGCUGCCAUUGAUUUCACAAAUGUUUCACUACCACAUCCCAGUUAGUCAUAGGAAGUUAUUUCAUUUAAUAGAAUGGAAGGGAAUGUAAAAUGGAACCAUAUUCUUCUCCAUGUGGACAGAGAGUAGCCUGAUUAACUUUUUUUUUUUUUUUCUUUAUUGAAAAUACUACUAAAGCAAACAAAUCAAUUACUUAAGAUUUGGUCAUUGGUAUCCAUAAGUGUAUUUACUUGUCUCAACAUCAGAGCAUCAUAUGUAAGUCCAUUUUGAAAUUUUCAGUGCUUUGCCCAGCAAUUUUUAAUAUUUUGUUCACAUAUAAGUAGAGCUGGUAAGUUUCUGAAAAUUAUACCAUGUCGGCAUGGUAAGUUGAGAUAUGUUCUUAGAACCAUUAUGAAGUGUCUGAAUGAGAUAUUAGGACAGCUUAGCUAUUAGCUAAACAAACGAACCUAGUGGGCUGAAUCGUCUUCUCUCUUUUGUCAAAUUUCUUAUGUUGUCAUAUGCCCUUUAACUAGCAGUAAAUUCCUGGAAUGCCCCAUGUUGACCUAGUAGAUUACAGUUACUACCCUCGAGAAGGAAAGGGGAUUUACUUCUGAAAGGCCAUUGCUGUUUAUAAGAUUUUUUGUUGUCAUUAACAUAUGUGUUACUUUUACAUGUGUGUCUACUUCAUGUUUUGUUUACAUCUCAUUAUGUAGUUUUGUAAAAUCACAUAAUCAUCAGAAAGAUUCCUGAGAUUUCAAAAUUUCAUUUUACAAACAAGGAACAAAAUCAUUGUCUCUCUUCUACGAUAUGUGUUAAAUUUCAUACCUUAAAGGGAUACUGUACUCGUUUUAAAUCCAGUGCUUUAAAGAAUUUGGAGCUAAUAAGACAGUCUUGCACUGCUGUGCAUUGUCAGUGCUCAGCGAGUCUGUGUAGAAUUUUCUAUUUAUCUUUCAUCUUUUAAUUGUAGUGUUUAAAACACUUCCUCCAAUUUAAAAACAGUUACAAUUUUGCCGCUUCUUACUCUGAAAAGCUCUGAUAAUUUAUUGAUUGCCUAAUUAAUUGUUUUAAUUCGUAAGAUAUUAGAUUACAAGUAAGAUAAGCAAAUGCUUCACCCAGAGUAGCAGUGUUGCCAUUUCUGAAGCAAUCCUCUGCCAGUAAAAGGGCACCUGAUUGGCAUGUCUAACAUAUGGAUUGGGCCAAUGAGGUUGUGUUUUAGGUUUGAUGAAUACAAUGUAGCACUGACUCUGUUCAUAUCAUGUUUUCCACUUAUAUGCACAUUUUUGAUUUUUAUAUUGCUUAUUUUGAGUUUCUAUGAUGCAGUUUGAGCAUGGGAAAGGUGCUAUGUAAAUAAAAUGUUUAGUUUUUAUUAUUUGAAUUAGGAAAACAAAUGUGUUGAGUGAUAAAGGAUGCUUGGUUUUAUGUACAUGGUACCUCCACAUAAAUGUGAACAUUUUUAGAUCACUUUGAAAUGUCAUUACUUGGGAAGUUGUUAUUCAGUAUCCCAAGGUAAACAAAUGUGUAGUCUAUCAAUAAGACGCCAUGGGCAAUGUAUCCUUCUUAAGAACCUGGCAUUCUGCAUCACUGAAGAAAUGCAAGGAAAUCCUCUGAAGAGGUUGUCUUAGCACAGAUGAAGAGUAUGAUUAUUACAGACUUGCAACUGAUUUUAUUGAAUUAAUCUAUGCAGUUACUAAGAUGAAGGUUGUAUAGAAUAGUGUUUUCAGUAUUUUAUCUCUUCUGUCAGUCAUAGGCUACAAAACUAGUAGUCAAUUUAUAAGAGGUGAAGAUUAGUAUACUGUGUUCCAAAGCUAGGGAUUUAACAGUUUUCUUCUUAAUUAGAGUACUUAUUAAUCAGUUUUUCCAAUUACUGUAUCACAUAAUGAAGAAGCCCUUAACUUCAAGUGCAAGUGUGACUUGUAAAGCUCCUAUCUUGUGUAUGUAUGUAUGUUGAAAUGUAAACCAUAUUUGUAUAACUAAUAUUUGAUGACAUAAUAAAAUUUAAUUUGUUCAGGUUAUAGUGGGAUGACAUUUUUGAGCACAAGCCAUUUUGUGAUUUAUAGCUUAUGUUAACAAGUUUUAUUUCAUUCUUGAUUUAAUACAGUACUUCUCUGUAUUUACAAUUUUAAUUCUAUGAGUACAGCGAUUCCCUGUUAUAUCGCGGUUCAGCUAUUGCGCCCCCGCUAUAGCGUGGAAAAAUUCAACCUGUAGUGUACUUUGCAGCCAAUUCAUAACAAAGCUUACGGUUUUCAGCAGUCACUAUCUGUGCUAGACAAAUGUUUGUUAGAACAAUAUUAUAAUUUAUAUUAACCAGCGUAUACGUAACAUUUAAGCGAUACACUAGUAAAUUAUAAAACUGCAAUUCAUAACGAAAUGUACAUACACUUUUCAUUUGUCACUACACGUGUUAGACAAGAGUUUGUUAGAACAAUACCUAUUAUAAUUUAUAAUAACUAUAACAUAACUGUAAAUAUUGAAUAAAAUGCAGUAAAAAGUCAAUAUAUAAACUAAUAAACAUUAAGCAAUACAGUAAAUCAUUAAAUAUGCGUGCAUUGUACACUACGGUAGACAAAGAGUUUCACAUUGGAGUACCCAGAUGAUUUCUUACAAGGCCCGUUAUUGGCUGAAAGAGGAGACUCAGCCAAUCAGAGUGGGAUUUUCAUUCUCUUGGGCUCUGAUUGGCUGCUGCUAAUGUGGUAUAAUCUCGCAAGAACAGCAAGUGUGGGUCCUCGACGCAUCUCAGUUCUCUGCGUAUCGUGUACCUUGCUUGUGGUCCGAUUGCUGUGAGCAAACUUUUUGUGAACUUUUUGUUUUGUUUUAAGCCCUACGAUGACUCCCAAGUGUCCUGCAUCUUCUAAGCCUUCUGGUAGUAGUGAGCCUAAGCGCUAGAAGACCUUGACUAUUCAGGAGAAGGUAAAACUCCUGGAUAUGCUUCGGGAAGGAAAGCAUUACACGGACAUCGCUCACCAUUACAAGUUUACAUGUGUUUAUAAAGCGUGUGCGACGUGUAUCUAAACGCUUAAACCCAAAAAAUAUGUUUAUUUGUAUGGUCUUUCUAUAUCACAGAUUUUCACGUAUCGCUGACCGGUCUGGAACUUAACUUCCGCGAUAGGUGGUGGAUCACUGAAAUCACAUCUGUUUCCGCAAAAGUCAAAGUUCAGGGACAUAUGAAGAACCUUAGCUGCAAGGGGCUUGUAGACAUGAUGAAAAUGUACUUUAUCACAGACCACACGUAUACAUGUCAACAGUUUAUCAUUGUACAGUGACAGGAAACUGCUGCAGUCUAGACAAGAACUUGAAUUUCAAUUAAUAAUAAUUUUAUAUUGUGCUUUUUUAAAUCUGUGUGAUCCUGGUAAGAUUAAACACAUUUUUUAUGGCACUUUUCACAAUAAUCAUUAUUACAGUUUGCAUCACAAAACAUUAACUCUUCUCGAUAAGGUAUAAACAUAUAGAAUAGUGGUGUUGAUUGCAUGGCCUGUCCAAUACGCAAUGUCAAGAUGAAAGUUGUGUGCGUGCAGUUUGAAAGAUGAUAAUAAUGUGAAGGUUUUCUUUUAUGGGUCAGGUACGCACCCCACAGCCAAACAGGCCAACACAUUUUUUAAAUUUCUGUCAUGGCUAAUAAUAACCUGAAGUGUGAUUCUUCAGUUGUUUAGUUUCUUAAACCUAUAAUUAAAGCACACCAUAAACUUUAAAAUUAAUUCCUUUAGUUUAGCUGAUAAUAAAUCUUUACAGCAAGUGUUUUGAAGUUUAAUGAAGUGUUCUAAAAGUUACUUGGAAAUCAAUGGCAGUGAAUAAAACUAAAAAAAAGUUCAAAGAAUUUCCUGGAGAGAUGCACAUGGGUGGCACAAUGCAGCAGGAGACUGUCUUGUCACUUGUAUUUAAGAUGCAUGGUGUCCCUUUAGAAGCUUUCAACAUGAGCACCAUUUAUGGCUCUGUAAGAAACAGAGUUGUAACACAGGGUAGGUUGAACUACAGGGCCAGUGCUUGAGCAGACUUGAUUAGCACACCAACUCUUUCGAUAUCAGUGAGGAAAAUGUGUUACUUUGUAACAGUUUGACAUGGCGUUUGGGCUGGCAUGCUCAUGAUCUGUUUCACUGACAGGGGUGUGUAUAUUUAGAUGGCUACACAGUUAGUAAAGCUCAUUGACUAUGAUGUCUUGCUCAGAAGAGGUAUGGAGAAAAUGGCUAAAAGUCUGUACAAAUGAUAGUGCAAAAAUAACUAUUACAUGUCUGGUGGAGUUUACAUGUAUAUGUAGGAAUAAAAUCCAGGCCAUAUAUUAUAAAUGUACAGGAUUAGUGUAUUAAUUCUGUGCAUGAAAACAAUACUCCACUCAUAAUUAUAGAAAAGAAAAAUGUGGUAAUGAAACUGUCAAACUGAAUUUCAAUCUAAUAUACAUUGCACAUAAUUUAAGCAACACACAGGUUCUUGAAGACACUUACCUCUUGACUGUUUUCACUGAUACUAAAUAAGUAGGUCAGAAUUAGGAGCACCCUUUUGCAUGUUAUAUAUUGCACAGAAAGGAAUAGAAGAUAAUGUCAGCAAGCAUGCAAUUAAAUUUGGCUUAACUUAGAAUAAAAAGAGGAAGAGUUAUAGAAAAUACUACUUUUUCAGGUAACAUCAAGAAAGUUUUAUGAGUGUUCAAGCAAAGCUUGCUUAAAUAAAAUUUUUGUUGGGCUGGCGUGAGUGACUGGUUAAUGCAUGAAACGGAAUCUGUGUGUUUUAAUUAAAUUUUUUAGCUACACAAUUGUUAAUGCAUGUUGAAAAGUAUUGGAAGGCACAGUGGAUUGCCCUGCUGCCUCAAGGUUCGGUGUCGUGGGUUUAGAUCCUGUACCUGGGUGGAGUUUGCAUGUUCUCACCAUGUGUAUGUAGUUGUAUGUGGGCUUUGAAAGUCAUUCAGGUGAGGCUAGACUAGCUGGUGACUCUGAAUUGGCCUUGUGUAGACGUGAGUGGGUCAAGCGAUCCCCCCCAAUUCAAAAAACAUGACCCUGAUUUAGAUUUAAAUUCAAAACCGACACUGAGCAUGGUACUUGUUUAUUUUAUUUCCUAAUAUGAAAUCCCAACUUUUAUUUCUAUUACCUCAGUACCUACACAAAUUAGCAGAACGUGCACUUCCCUUCUAAUAGAUCACCAAAGUAGUCAAUUAUACAAUACAGCGUUUGCACAAGCUGUAAGAUUCAGCUAUUUUUCCACAGUUUCGCAAACCAUCUUUGAUUUUGUAGUGUCUGUCUCCUGAUAACAGAAAGGUGAGCACUUACCAAAGGAUUAGUCUCUUUUUAUAAUCUCAAAUGAGCAUAGAGUAUUAAUAUAUUCUGUUCAAAAAUUAAAACUUACUAGGACCUUGUAAAUAGAGAAUAAGUGUUCUUUGUAAAGUUCAUUUCCUGUAGAUGUACCCAAAUGAUAACUAAGGUUACACUGUUGCAGACUCUAUAAACGUAUUUUAUAAAUCACCAUUUUUUUGUUUACUAUGUUUUUUUUUCUAUUCUUCUAAAGUUAUUGCUGUGGUAAAAUCACUUCAUCUUUACUGAUGUUUUGUAAUCGGGGGAACAAAUGUGCAUUGUGAGCAGUUAAAUACCCUACACAUAGCCAAUAGUUUAUUUGAAUACUGCUCUUCUGAUCUUUUGAUGGUGUUCUUCUAAAUUCUCAUCACUGUAAAUUUUAACUCCUGUCUAAUAUUGGUAAGAUGUAGAAAUGAAUGCAUAGACCUCACUUCCCAGCUGUGUCCCCAUUGUACAAUGUAAUGGCAUGUGUCAAGAUGCAGGACAAGUUAAAGGGCUGUUGGGUUUUGUUGUGUAGCUUAAAAUGUGAUUGUUUUUUUUUUUUUUGAAGGAAUGAUGUAAGUACUGCAUAUGUCAUGUUGAUUAUGGGGUGUGGCUUUGAACAAACAAUAUAUAUUUUUUCCUAUAAUACAGUCCAUUACAAUGUUUGUAUUCUGAAUUUUUACAGACUGUGCUCUUUUUCACAAUUGUCAUAACAAAUAAAUAUUUUGAUACCAU
Messenger RNA from Polypterus senegalus (gray bichir), 11947 nucleotides. It is a transcript of the gene erlin1, whose product is annotated as ER lipid raft associated 1. The record is from RefSeq and is a predicted model, not a curated record. Gene Ontology annotation, biological process: SREBP signaling pathway. The transcript has 12 exons. Gene Ontology annotation, cellular component: endoplasmic reticulum membrane; endoplasmic reticulum. Gene Ontology annotation, molecular function: ubiquitin protein ligase binding; cholesterol binding. The coding region runs from base 128 to 1171 and encodes 347 amino acids. Lineage: Eukaryota; Metazoa; Chordata; Cladistia; Polypteriformes; Polypteridae.